GUCCUCCGCGUCCCGCGCCGCCGCCGCCGCCGCCGCCGGGGGGACCAUGUGCAGCCCGGUGGAGCGGCGCCUGGCCGGCCUCCGGGGGCUCCUGCUGGCCGAGGGGGGCGCGGCGGCGGCGGCGGCGGAGGGGCUGCUCGACCUGCUGCUCUGCGUCCACCGGGAGUGCAGCGCCGGGCCCCUCCGGCGGGAGCGGAGCGUGCAGCAGUUCCUGGACUGGGCCUCCCCGUUGGUUGCCCGUGCAAAGCAACUGAGUUUGUGUCGAGAUGACUUUGAGAUCUUGAAGGUGAUUGGAAGAGGGGCCUUCGGUGAGGUGGCAGUGGUACGGAUGAAGCAGACCGAGAAAGUCUACGCCAUGAAGAUUCUGCACAAAUGGGAGAUGCUGAAAAGAAUAGAGACGGCCUGUUUUCGGGAGGAACGAGACGUCCUUGUGCACGGGGACAGGCAGUGGAUCACCACGUUGCAUCAUGCCUUCCAGGAUGAGCACUGCCUGUAUCUGGUGAUGGAUUAUUACGCGGGGGGAGACCUGCUCACCCUCCUGAGCAAGUUUGAGGACCGUUUGCCGGAAGACAUGGCCUGCUUCUACCUGGCUGAGAUGGUCCUGGCCAUCAAUUCUCUCCACCAGCUCCAGUACAUUCACAGAGAUAUCAAACCAGACAAUAUUCUGAUUGACACCAGCGGGCACAUCCGCCUGGCAGACUUUGGUUCCUGCCUUCGCCUGUCUCCGGAUGGCACGGUGGAGUCUUCGGUGGCCGUGGGCACCCCCGACUACAUCUCCCCGGAGAUUUUGCAGGCCAUGGAGGACCGUCAAGGCAAAUACGGCCCCGAAUGUGACUGGUGGUCCCUCGGGGUCUGCAUCUACGAGUUGCUUUUUGGAGAAACCCCUUUCUAUGCUGAGUCCCUGGUGGAGACCUAUGGCAAGAUCAUGAACCAUGAGGACCAUCUGCAGUUCCCGCCGGAUACCACCGACAUCUCGGAGGGUGCAAAGGACCUCAUCCGGGAACUGCUGUGCCGCCGAGAGGUCCGUCUGGGCCAGAAGGGCAUCGAGGACUUCAAGCGCCACCCUUUCUUCGAGGGCAUCAACUGGGACGACAUUUAUAAAAGCCCUCCCCCCUUCAUCCCCGAGGUGGCCAGUCCAGCUGACACUUCCAACUUCGAUGUUGAUGACGACACCCUUAAAGAAUCGGAGACGCUCCCGCCCAUCUCUCACUCCACGUUCUCUGCCCACCACCUCCCCUUCGUUGGAUUUACCUACACUUCUGGGAUUCACUUCCCCGAGAGACCCCCGGUGUCUCCCACCCCCACCCCCAGCUCCAGCAUCAGCCGCCUUGAGAAAAGGAUCCGCCAGCUGGAACGGGAGAAGCUGGAGAUGAGCCGAAAACUGCAAGAUUCUUUGGUGAAAUCCCCUUCUAAGGUCUCAGCCAAGGAUGCGGAGAUCCGAAGUCUCCAGAACGAGGUCGCGACUUUGAAGAGACAGUUGACAGAGAAUCAGCUAGAGAGUGACCAGAUGCAGAAGCAAUACCACAAUUGGGUGGCAUCAGGGCAAGUGAAGGCCUUGGAGGAGCGCGUGGCAUUUCUGGAGCAGGAGAAAAAUGAUGCUCUUCAGGAUCUGGCCGAGGUCCAAGAGCAGCUACAAGCUCAGUCCUGGGAGCUGCAAGAAGAACAGGAGCGCCACAGGGAGACGGCAGAGGAGCUGCAGAGUGCCGAAGCCAAGUGCGGGGAGCUGCAGGCCCAGCUGCUGCGGCACUCCCGCCAGCUGCGGGAACGGCUGGAGGAGACGGAAGCCGCCGCUCGCCGGGUGGAGGGGCUGCGGAAGGAGCUGGCCCGUACUCAGGGCGGACGCAAGGAGCUGGAGCUCCGGAUCGAGGGCCUGGUGGGCGAAGUGUCCAAGCAGCGGAAGGGAAGGGAGAGGGCAGAGCAGCAGCUGUGGAAGACGAAGCAGGACCUGGAGGAGCUCCGGGCGAAGCAGGGCACGGCCCUCUUCCACCGGUCCAGCUCCAGGAGACAUGCAGAGCCCUCCGGCCCUCAGAAGGGGGAGCUGCAGGCGAAGGACGGCGGGCGGCUCGAGGCGCUGACCCAGGAGGUGGCCCAGCUGCGGGAGGAGCUGGACAAAGCCAGGAGGCAGCGAUGCGAAAGUGCGGAGCCCAAGACAGGGGGCCAAGCGGCCACUGGCGAGAACCGCAGCGCCACACAGUCCGGAGACCAGGCGGAGGCGGAUUCUUGGUGUAACGACUUGUCGCACCCGGGACCAGGGAGCUGCACGUCCGAAUCCCACAAAGCUGCCUUCGCCAACUGGGAGAUUCAGAUCAGCGACAUUUUGAAGUGGGUGAGCGAUGAGAAGGAAUCCCGGGGGCAUCUCCAGGCCAUGGCAACGCGCAUGAUGGACGAGGUGGAGGCUCUGAAGCAGGCGGGGGCGCAGAGCCCCGGCCCCGGCCCCGGCCCCAAAACCCCGGAUGCCCUCUGGAAGGCCCGGCGGCUGCAGAAGGUGGAGGCGUCCGCCAAACUUGAGCUGCAGUCUGCCCUGGAGGCUGAGAUCUGGGCCAAGCAGAGUGUCCAGGCGGAGCUGGAGAAACUGAAGGUGGCCCACCUGGGGGUGGAACGACAGCUGCAGGAGGCGGAAAAGCAGAACCGGGCUCUGCGGCUGGAACUGGAGAAAAUGAAGGGAGAGCUGAAGGCCCGGUCUCUGGAAGGCAUCAAGUCCCAAACACCACUGAUUCCUUUCUUCUUCCGAAGCAGCAGCAAGGAUGCCAUCGUGUUUGGGAACAGCCCUGAUACCCAGGAGGCAAGGAAGACGUCCGAGGAGGCCCAGCUGCACCCCGAAGGGAGGAGGAGCGUCCGGUCCAGUGCAGGAGUUCCCAUUGCAGACAGUGGCCAUUCUGGAUCCCUAAAGCCCAAAACGCACAGCUUCAAAAUGCACAGCUUCUCGGCCCCCACAAAAUGCAUGCGCUGCACGUCGCUCAUGAUCGGACUGGUCCGGCAGGGGCUGGCUUGUGAGGCCUGCAACUUUGUCUGCCACGUGUCCUGUGCGGCUGCAGGCUCCAUCUGCCCCAUGCCUGCCGACCAGCUGCAGAAGACCCUGGGCGUCAAUCCAGUGAAUGGGACGGGCACUGCCUUUGAGGGAUAUUUGUCGGUACCCAAGCCCUCUGGGGUGCGGAAGGGCUGGCAGAGGGCCUUCGUGGUCGUCAGCGACUUCAAGAUUUUUCUCUUUGACGUCCCAGAAGGGAAGAUCUCGCAGGGCGUCAUGCACGUCACAGAUAUGCGGGAUGAGCAGUUUUCCGUGGCUCCGGUCCUGGCCUCCGAUGUCAUCCACGCCAGCAAUAAAGAUGUGCCUUGCAUCUUCCGGGUGACCACCUCCCAGCUGAGCUCCCCACCCACCACCAGCUCCAUGCUCUUCCUGGCCGACAGCGAGGCGGAGAUGCGGAGGUGGACUCAGGCGCUGGCCGAGCUGCAGCAGAUGCUGCGGCAGAGCCGGCUCUGCGACCGUGCCGUCUACGUGCUGAAGGAGGCCUACGACAACGGGCUGCCCUUCAUCCCUCACGCCCUCUCGGCUGCAAUCAUAGACCGGGAACGGAUCGCUCUGGGUACGGAGGACGGCCUUUUCCUAAUUAAUCUCAGGACAAACGAUGUGCUGCAGGUGGGCGACUGCCGGCGGGUGCAGCUGCUCCUGGUCUCCCCCCAAGCCCAGCUCCUCUCCGUGCUGUGCAGCAAGAACCACGGGGUCCGCAUCUUCUCGUGGGCAGAGCUGGAGACCCCCGAGGCCCCGGGAACCAAGGUGGUGGAGGCCAAGGGCUGCCAGGCGGUGGCGGUGGGGCUGAUCUGCCGCGGCAUGACCCCCGUGCUCUGCGUGGCCUGCAAGCGGCAGGUCCUCUGCUUCCAGCUGACCGCCACGCACCCGCCCCACCGCCGCAUCAAGGAGAUCCAAGCCCCCGGCUACGUGCAAUGCCUGGACGUGCUCGGGGACCGCCUGUGCGUGGGCUACCCAUCCGGCUUCUCCCUCUACCCUCUGCUCAACGAAGGGCCUCCGGUGAGUCUGCCCCAUGCGGACGACGCCCGGGCGUCCGCCGUGGCCCCGAUGGAAGCGCUGAAGGCCGUGGAGGUCAGCCUGAGCGAAUUCAUCCUCUGCUUCAGUGGUUUCGGCCUUUAUGUGGAUGGGCAAGGCCAUCGCAGCCGUUCCCAGGAGCUGAUGUGGCCGGCCGUCCCUCUCAACUGCUGCUACAAUGCCCCUUAUUUGUCAGUAUUCAGCGAAAACGGCGUGGAUAUAUUUGACGUCCGGAAGGCCGAGUGGAUUCAGACCAUCUGCCUGAAAAAGGUGCGCGCCCUGAAUCCCGAGGGCUCUUUGUGCACGUUCGGGAGCGAAAAAGUCCGGCUGACCUACCUCAGAAACAAAGGCGCAGACCAGGAUGAGUUUGAAAUCCCCCAGACCACUGAUAACAGCCGGCGGUACCUCAUGAGGACUAGACACAAGCGACGCUUUUCUUUCCGGAUCUCCGAGGAGGAGCGACAACAUCAGAGGAGAGAGAUGAUGCGCAACCCCAGUCUCCGCUCCAGGCUCAUCUCUGCCCCGAAGAACUUCAACCACCUGGUCCACGUUGGGCCGAGCGAAAAGCAGCACCAGCUGCAGGACCUGAAGGUGGCGCAGGAAGAGAAGAGGCGGGAGGCCGAAGUCCGACUGCGCUGCAGCAGCCUGUCCGAGACACGGCGACCCUCGCCCACGGACCACAACGGCACUGCCCUGGGAUCUGCUGCCUGCUCCGCCAGGCUGAAGUCGGGCAGUUCCAUCUCUGAGGAUUCCUCUGCUUCUCCACAGUCUCUCUUCUCUGCUGUCGGCUUGCUGGAAGAGAUGUCUCUUCUUCCUGCAACAGGUCGCGGAUUCCGGUCUUCCCUCCGGCCCAAGAAGCACCAGUUCCACAUGACAGGAGGGGCUGCUGGUGCCUGGCCACACCUCGUGUGGAACGGGUACGCCGGUGCUGAGUUGCAACGAAACGUCCAGCCCGUCCGACGCACCUGCCUGUUGCUAUCCGGGGAAGGAGCAGGGGAAGAGAAAGGACGGGCAGUGGCUGCACCUGUGGGUCUGCUGCUGGAAAGCCACAUUAAACCGCACUUAAUCCUGCAGUGGGACGGCGGAUCCACGUCCUCCCUGCACAAGAGGGAAACCUGGCGCUGCUGCCUUGCGGCUCCCACCGCUGACACCAUCUCUUCCCUGCCCCGCUCGUUGCACAGAUAG
Candoia aspera is the source of this 5224-nucleotide messenger RNA. It is a transcript of the gene CDC42BPG, whose product is annotated as CDC42 binding protein kinase gamma. The transcript is spliced from 37 exons. Gene Ontology annotation, molecular function: protein serine/threonine kinase activity; ATP binding. Bases 47 to 5224 code for a protein of 1725 amino acids. Gene Ontology annotation, biological process: peptidyl-threonine phosphorylation; actomyosin structure organization. NCBI's taxonomy places the organism in Eukaryota, Metazoa, Chordata, Lepidosauria, Squamata, Candoiidae. Gene Ontology annotation, cellular component: cytoplasm; cytoskeleton. The record is from RefSeq and is a predicted model, not a curated record.